Phyllotreta striolata is the source of this 1077-nucleotide messenger RNA. Lineage: Eukaryota; Metazoa; Arthropoda; Insecta; Coleoptera; Chrysomelidae. The record is from the annotation of a GenBank genome assembly.
AAUGUCAUUCUAACUGAAAUAUUUGAGGUUAUAAAGGUUUAUUUGUAUAUUUAUAGUUAUUUCAAAUAAAACAAGAGUUCAAUUAUCACAACAUGACGAUAGAAAAUUGUACAGCCGCAAAUACAGAAUCUGUACAAAUUCCAGCCGAUGAAGAAAGAGAUGACAUGUUAAAGUAUUUAGCGGAUAAAAGUGAGAUAUGUUUCAAAAGCCAGCAAAUUUGGGAGGCCGACUUGACCAAUGAAGAAAAAUAUCAAAUCGGCUUGGACCUGUUCGAAAGCAAUAAAUUGCAGUUUUUGAUGAAGUUCGGUAAAUACUUGAAUACCCCUCAAUUAAUCUAUUUCAAAAGGAUAGUUGAUGCAGAGCACAAUGAAGAAAUGGACAUAAUAAUAGCCGAUUUAACAAAAAAAUCGUCCGAAACACAAAACACCACAGUUAAAAAUCGAAGGUACCAAGCAAUGCUCCAAAUGGUGAAUAAGGGUUUAUAUUUCUCUGAAAUCGAAAUGAUGAAGAGGAACCCUUUACUAUACCACCAGCUGAUAGGACAGUAUCUAACAGCAGACGAUAUAGAAGAAAGAGACAGAUCUGCUAAUUGCGAGUAUGGUCUAGUUAAAAUAUUAAUGGAUGGCAUAGAAAGAGACAACGCCGAUGAAUUGAAAACCCAGCAUGAAAACAUCGAAAGAUUGCAAAUGGAAGAAGAAAGCGAUGAUGAUAUUCCGAAUAACCCCCCGCCAUGUUCUUCCACUUCGCAUUGGGGCGAAAUAGGCGACAGUAGAAUUCAACAGAAGGCGUUUUCUUCCAAAGGAAAGAAGAAAGCCACGAAAAUAACACCGGAAGAACAGAAGUUACUUAAAGAAGAAUUCAUCACCACCAUGUACGAAUCUUUCUUAGAUGGCAAAGAUGAAGAUUUCGAAUACGAAAAUGUAGACAACGAUACUUCAUACGAUAACAUAGAGGCAAUGGAAAAUGAUGAAGAAGAGAAAUAUUUCAAUUCCGAAUCUGACGAAAUAAAAGACGAUGCAAUUGAUGAUGCGAGUUCCGAGGAUGAAUUAGAUAUAUUCAUGAAAACUUUACGUUAAU